AUGAGAUCAGAAGUUACUAAUGAAGAUUGUUCAAAUGACAAAUGGUCAUUUAAUGAGACAAAUACAAGUAGUAAAAAUUUACGUAAAACAACGAAAAAAAUUGAAAGACAUAAUUUAAAAAAAAUUAAAAAAACAACAACAUCAUCAAAAGUUAGUACACCAAGGGAAAAAACUCUCAGGAGACUUGAAAGUAAUGAAAGAGAACGUAUGAGAAUGCACAGUCUCAAUAAUGCAUUUCAGAGUUUGCGUGAAGUUAUACCACAUGUUAGUAAAGAACGUCGUUUAUCAAAAAUUGAAACAUUGACAUUGGCUAAAAAUUAUAUUGUUGCAUUGACUGAUGUUAUAUGUGCAAUGAGAAAUGAUGAUAAUCAAAAAACUGAUACACAAAUUAAUAUUAUUAAAAACAACGAAAAAAAUGAUAAUAAUUGUUUAAUUAAUACACCAAAUUCAUCAAGAUCAACAACUCCAAUAAUUAAUAAUUAUUGUGAGACUGAAAGUAAAAUUAUUUAG
Molecule: messenger RNA, 510 nt
Organism: Aphidius gifuensis
Lineage: Eukaryota; Metazoa; Arthropoda; Insecta; Hymenoptera; Braconidae
Product: class A basic helix-loop-helix protein 15-like
Exons: 3
Coding region: 1-510 (169 amino acids)
Molecular function (GO): protein dimerization activity
Source: RefSeq, a predicted model, not a curated record